UUUAAGAUUGCUAUUACAUUUUAUCCCUGAAGCUGCGGUCCCGUAGUGAUUGUGUUAUAUGCAGAUCUAUUACAGCAAUCCAUUCAUUUCAGUGCUCUCGGUGAUAUUUCGGGGGUUUUAGUACCGCGUACAAAACGAGUGUGUUGUAAGGAGAAAACAGGGCUCUAAAGAAACAGUCACUUUUACCCCUUAUUUCCGUUGGGUUUUUUUUUUCAUUUUUGUAUGCCUGAUCUAUUCGGUUUUUGGUUGGGUGUAGUAACACUAAAAUGAUCGAGAGACCUGAUUCUACCGUUUCCAGCAUAGCACAGCGGAAUCUGGAAGGGUAUGUCGGUUUUGCCAACCUGCCCAACCAGGUGUACAGGAAGUCUGUGAAGAGGGGCUUUGAGUUCACACUGAUGGUGGUCGGCGAGUCCGGAUUGGGGAAAUCCACCCUCAUCAACUCCCUCUUCCUGACUGAGCUGUACUCCAAGGACUACCCCGGCCCAUCCCAGCGCAUCAAGAAGACAGUCCAGGUGGAACAGUCCAAAGUGCUGGUCAAGGAGGGAGGGGUCCAGCUCACUCUCACCAUCGUGGACACUCCCGGGUUUGGAGAUGCGGUGGACAACAGCAAUUGCUGGCAGCCUGUCAUUAACUAUAUUGACAGUAAGUGUGAGGACUUCCUGAACGCAGAGUCCAGGGUGAACCGCAGGCUGAUGCCAGACAACAGGGUGCACUGCUGCCUGUACUUCAUCGCCCCCUCUGGCCACGGGCUGAAGCCGCUGGACAUCGAGUUCAUGAAGCGGCUCCACGACAAGGUCAACGUCAUCCCCCUCAUCGCCAAGGCUGACACCCUCACGCCCGAGGAGUGCCAGCUGUUCAAAAAACAGAUUAUGAAGGAGAUCCAAGAGCACAAGAUCAAGAUCUACGAGUUUCCCGACACGGAGGACGACGAGGACAGCAAGCUCAUCCGCAAAAUCAAGGAGAGAAUGCCCCUCGCCGUGGUCGGAAGCAAUGUGGUGAUCGAGGUAAACGGGCGGAAGGUCAGAGGUCGUCAGUACCCAUGGGGCGUGGCAGAAGUGGAGAACGGGGAGCACUGUGACUUCACCGUCCUGAGGAACAUGCUAAUCAGGACUCACAUGCAGGAUCUGAAGGACGUGACUAAUAAUGUCCACUACGAGAACUACCGCAGCAAGAAGCUGGCAGCCGUCACCUGCAACGGAGUGGACACCACCAAAGCCAAGGGCCAGCUGACCAAGAGCCCCCUGGCUCAGAUGGAGGAGGAGAGACGAGAGCACGUGAUGAAGAUGAAGAAGAUGGAGACAGAGAUGGAGCAGGUGUUUGAGAUGAAGGUCAAAGAGAAGAAACAGAAACUGAAGGACUCAGAGGCUGAGCUGGAGCGACGUCACGAGCAGAUGAAGAAGAACCUGGAGGCCCAGUACAAGGAGCUGGAGGAGAAGAGGCGCCAGUUUGAGGAGGAGAGGAACAACUGGGAGGCACAGCAGCGUGCGGAGCAACAGAGGCUGGACGCUUCAAAGACCAUGGAAAAGAAUAAGAAGAAGGGGAAAAUUUUUUGAAAGAUUUAAGACACACUACCGUUGCAUCUUUCCCCUCUCCCUCUUCAUUCACCGGUCACCAGACAUGCCCCCCGCCCUCACGCACACACACCUGGGACAGGUAGAACGCACUGUGCCUGGGUGCACGAGUGCGUUCAGUGUGAGCAUAGCAUUCUGACCAGCUAAAAUAAGAUUCAUAUGGAUGUUAAAUAUAAGCACAAGUAACGUUAACUGACAAAUUCAUGUAUUCUAAAAUCGAGCUUUCCAUUGAUUGACAAUACUUUUUAUUAUACUGCAUGUUGGACCAACGCUGUAUGUGUUUGUCUGGAGACCGCACUGGGCUUCCUGGACAAAAUGAGGUUCUUUCUGAUGGUCAUUUCCUGUGGCUGCGUGCGUGCGUGUGUGCGUGUGCGGUUGAUGUAUUCCUCAGAACCAUGAAACACAACCUUACUAAUGAGCAACAUUAAUCCAACGUUAACCAGAAUGUUGCAGCCUUCGUUGGUGAUAAAUUAAUAAUAUUUUUUAUAGAACAUAUUUCAAUAGAGCAAUGCAUGGGUGUCCAGAACAGUAUUAAUGUUAUGAAUAUCACGAUGAUGCCGCCUUUCCCUGACUGUUCCCCAAUCAAAGCUUCCCUUUUUUAAUGAUAGACAAGUGUUGUCUUUUUUUAAUGGGUUUUUGUAUGUAUGCCAUCUUCAGCUGUUACUCUUUCAGUCUCCCCCCCCACCACAUAACUGUACAUUAAUAUGAAAAAAUGGAAACUAAGAGGUCUCUUGUCUCCUUUUUGGCAGUUACAGGGUCGGGUUACAGAGUGUCCUUUUGUGUCUCUCUGCGGUCGGGUUACAGAUGUCACAAAAAGAUGUCUCUCUCUUUCAAAGUAGAUACUUGCACUCGUGUAGCUGCCUCCAAAUAGCUGGGAAUAGCACUGCUGUCCCUCCCUAAGCCCUUGAGCCUGGUCUCAGUGCCAGCGCCAGUCAUUCUGAUUUACAUUACGUUACCUUUUAGCCAUUUUGCAGUUGCUUUUUUCCAGAGUGGCUAAAAUAACGGAUAUUGAAGCAGCGAUUCAUAGUUUCACUCUGCACCGUUUCAGACUGUGAAACUCUCACAAACAGUCUGGGUAAAUGUUCUGUGUUCGGUGAGAUUAUGGUACUCUCAUACAUUAAAAAUGUCACCCUGCAUAUGAGCAGUCUGUGGCCGGCAAAUUAAAUGGAGGCAUGUUUGCAUAGUGAUGGCCUGGGUUUGUGCAGAGAGGGAGAAAAAGUGUUAAAGAAAACAUUGUACAAAAAUAAAAUGUCAUGGGUUUGUGAUGUAAAUGAAAUAGGCUGGCUACAUGCAUGAGUUCUCCUUCCAAACCACAUCCUCUGCACCUAAAACCACACCCUCCACUUGUCUGUCGCACAAGCCAGGCUUUACCCUGCCAGGGCUUUCAAUGUGAAAAGCAGGGUUUGCCCUUUCUGAAGGUUUCUAUUGAAAGCAUUUGAGGUUCUUUUUUGCAUUUUUUUUUGUCGUUUUUCAUUGAAUUUCAUUGAACAGCUGUGUCAUGCGAGGACUGCCAUAAAAUAUGUCAUAAUGUCAUGUCAUAAAAUAAUUUUUCAUCUUUACCUUUUAAAAAAAGAUUUACUUUGAACACUUCAGGUGUUACUUGCCGCUAGUCAGACUUACAGGGACUUGGAUGCAGCUUAUGUUACUGGUCCAAGUCUACUGCGAGGUUACCAGCAACAAUAAACAACAAUAAAUGGAA
Molecule: messenger RNA, 3270 nt
Organism: Conger conger (European conger)
Lineage: Eukaryota; Metazoa; Chordata; Actinopteri; Anguilliformes; Congridae
Product: septin-7-like
Exons: 13
Coding region: 267-1553 (428 amino acids)
Biological process (GO): cilium assembly; cytoskeleton-dependent cytokinesis
Cellular component (GO): septin ring; cell division site; microtubule cytoskeleton
Molecular function (GO): molecular adaptor activity; GTP binding; GTPase activity
Source: RefSeq, a predicted model, not a curated record